Haliotis rufescens (red abalone) is the source of this 1686-nucleotide messenger RNA. Its product is annotated as cadherin-related tumor suppressor-like. Gene Ontology annotation, biological process: adherens junction organization; cell-cell junction assembly; calcium-dependent cell-cell adhesion. Gene Ontology annotation, molecular function: cadherin binding; calcium ion binding. Gene Ontology annotation, cellular component: catenin complex; adherens junction; plasma membrane. Bases 1 to 1272 code for a protein of 423 amino acids. The record is from RefSeq and is a predicted model, not a curated record. The transcript has 11 exons. NCBI's taxonomy places the organism in Eukaryota, Metazoa, Mollusca, Gastropoda, Lepetellida, Haliotidae.
AUGACUGACAAACCAAGACCAUUCUUCAAAAAGGAAUACACUUUCAAGCUGACGGAGAACGAGAAGCCUGAUGAGGAUAAACAGUGCACCAGCAGUAUGACUGGAGACUUAAGACAAAAGGACCCAAUAGACCGCGAAAAAACAGGCAGUCGCUUUUAUGUGAGAGUGAAGGCGACAGACCGACGCAGCCUUCUUUAUAGGACAACAGAUGUUGAAGUGAACGUUGAAGAUGUUAACGACAACCUACCCUACUUCAACAACACCCAGCAGAACUUCAUAGUAAAUCAGAAUGUUUCGGUUGGCUAUGUGAUCGGGAGAGUGAUAUCGGUAGACGCUGAUGAACUCAGUCACCCCAUAUACACAACCUUUACUGAUGUUGAGGGAAUCGAACUGCUGGGUGAUGGAACUCUGGUAGUGAGGGCUUCUCUCUCGAACUCAACCGAGGUGGACAUGGUUGUCAGUGUCACAGAGGAGAACUUCAGAGGAUCAAUCAGCAAAUUUCCAACAACUACAGCAAAUGUCCACAUAGAAGUGCGACCAGACGAUCAUAACGAACAUACUCCCGUAUUUGGAAACGAUGCUUAUGAAGCGUCAUUGGAGUUUUCAUCUGAAACUGGUACAGAAGUUAAGAUUACCAACUUCAGGGCAACGGACGCCGACGGCCACAAUGUAACAUACGCCAUACAAACAAGAAAUGAUAGGAAUAACCUCGAGAUCGACAGUCAAACCGGGAAAAUAUCUGUUCACAUUAAACUUGACGACACAGUGCCCCGAGUCUUAGAAUUAGUUGUAAUCGCCACCGACAGAAGUCUUCACCCGAAGACUGGAUCGUGUACAGUUAUGAUAACCCUUCAUGGAUAUACAGAAACAGAAUGUGUAGCUAAGCACGAAUAUUCACGUCUAGAACAGGACUCAGAUCAGAGAAAGGUGUUCCUUGGGUUAUUCAUUACUAUGGCAAUCCUACUUGCAGUUGUCAGCAUUAGUGCAGUGUUUGCUAUAUACAAGUGGAGGACAGUAAAACGUAGAACACAGUAUCAGGAAAAUAUCAACAUGGCUCAUGGUAAAACAGGAAAAGCUCCAGAACAAGCUGGAUAUGACUCACUAGCUGCAGGCAGCAAAGAUGAAGAAACAGCGUACAACAAACUCAAAGACAGAGAUUUCUCAUCCGGCGUUCCAAACCCAGCAUAUGUGUCGACAGGUCCAAGACCUAUUUGCACGCCCCCAGCAGAGCCCAUUCCUGGCUCUUAUGCUGCUGAAGACAUUCGGAUAUGAAAUACACCUUUAUUCCCACUGAAGCAAUUUGCUCAAAGUAAAUAGCUUCAUAAUAGUGUGUUCAUCACUCUUGGAACUUCUCGGCGUGACAACUGUAAUCUUGAGAAAUAUUGAGACAUCGUCUCCUCGGUGCUGGAACCGAUGUUCGUUGCGGUUUGAAAACACAACCGUCCAGAUAAAAAACGUUUCAUCUGUUUGACACACUUAUAUAUAUAUAUUUGAUACACACUUUUUUUCACAAAAUUGUAAUGUUAUAUUCAUUGAUCAUGUGUCAAUCGCUCUUCACAUUUGAACUGUUUUAAGUACCAUUGCCAACUGCAUACAUUGUGACUUGAGUUAACUUUUCAACAUGGAACGUGUAUCACUUUUAGUUCAUGUUGUUUGAUAUUGAAUAAAACAUACAUUUUCGUUUAA